This is a messenger RNA of Acanthopagrus latus (yellowfin seabream), 3392 nucleotides long. RefSeq names its product beta-secretase 2 (gene bace2). Gene Ontology annotation, biological process: amyloid-beta metabolic process; membrane protein ectodomain proteolysis. Gene Ontology annotation, molecular function: aspartic-type endopeptidase activity. Gene Ontology annotation, cellular component: membrane; endosome; trans-Golgi network. The transcript has 9 exons. The coding region runs from base 295 to 1824 and encodes 509 amino acids. NCBI's taxonomy places the organism in Eukaryota, Metazoa, Chordata, Actinopteri, Spariformes, Sparidae. The record is from RefSeq and is a predicted model, not a curated record.
GCCGGAAGUCGCGUUCCCUCUUCUUUCCAGCUUGUUGCCGUUGGAGGUGGAUGGAGUCGAAACACUGAAGCUGAGGUAAACUGAUUGAAGAUUGAAACAAAACUGUCGUUUUCAGUGUCAGUCAUACUGUCUUUCAGCUGAGCAUGUUUCUUUCUGACGGCGGAGAGGCAGCGUUUUUCAUGAUGGCGGUGGCCGCGGCACAGGCGUUCCGAUGAUGGCUAAACUGAAAAGUUAGGUAGCAAACUUUGAGCGAGGAGUCUUAUCCCUGUUAUCACUAUAGAAACUAACGCCGCCAUGGCUCGCACCGCUUCACUUUCGAUAUGGGCAUUCGCUUUGAGUUUAUACUUCGGCGUGACCAUGUGUCAUUUUAGUAUACCAUUAAGAAUAUACACGGGGAAGUACAAUAUAUCAUCGGCUCUGGACUUGGCUCCUCUUCGGCAAGUCGCGUUGACGUCUGAUGGAAACGGCCUCUCCUUGGCCUCGGAUCCCACUGGGACGGUGAACUUUCUGGACAUGGUCAAUAACUUGCAAGGGGACUCCGGCAGAGGCUACUACAUAGAAAUGUCAAUUGGGACUCCUGCUCAAAAGCUCAACAUCCUGGUGGAUACAGGCAGCAGUAACUUUGCCGUGGCUGCGGCUGCUCACCCAUUCAUUACUCACUACUUCAACACUGCACUCUCCAGUACCUACCAGUCAACUGGACGAAAUGUGGCAGUCCGGUACACCCAGGGCAACUGGGAAGGUGAACUGGGCCUUGAUCGUGUCUCUAUCCCCAAAGGCCCAAACGGGACCAUCAUUGUCAACAUAGCUGCCAUCCUGUCAUCCGAAGGCUUCUUUCUUCCUGGAGUCAACUGGCAGGGCAUCCUGGGACUGGCCUAUCCCAUGCUGGCACGGCCUGACUCGUCCUUGGAGCCCUUCUUCAACUCUGUUGUGCAACAGCUGGGAAUUCCUGACAUCUUUUCCCUCCAGAUGUGUGGUGCUGGACUGUCAGCCAGCAGCACAGCUGACCCAGCGGGUGGCAGUCUUGUCAUGGGAGGGGCUGAACCAACUCUGUAUCGGGGGUCAGUGUGGUACACCCCUAUAGUAGAGGAGUGGUACUACCAAGUGGAGGUUUUGAAGCUGGAGGUUGGCGACCAGAAUCUUGACCUGGACUGCAGAGAGUACAACAUGGAUAAAGCUAUAGUUGACAGUGGAACGACACUGCUGCGUCUUCCUGUCAACGUCUUCAAUGCAGUGGUAGAAGCCAUCACACGCAGUUCUCUGAUCCAGGAUUUUUCUUCAGGGUUCUGGGACGGCACCAAGCUUGCUUGCUGGAUGAAAGGAGAGACACCCUGGAGGUUUUUCCCCAAGCUGUCCAUCUACCUAAGGGCCACGAAUUCUAGCCAGUCCUUCCGCAUCACCAUCCUGCCUCAGUUGUACAUCCAGCCAAUCACAGAUGUGGACGGCACGUUAGACUGCUUCCGUUUCGGAGUGUCAUCAUCAGCCAACGGCCUUGUGAUUGGCGCUACUGUUAUGGAAGGUUUCUAUGUGGUGUUCGAUCGUGCCCAGCGGAGACUGGGCUUCGCACUCAGCAGCUGUGCAGUGAAUGGUGGGGCAGCUCUGUCCGAGAUCGCAGGGCCCUUCUCAGCAGCAGACGUGGCAGCCAACUGCUCCGGCGGGGCCCCGAAGGAGCCUCUCCUCUGGGUGAUCUCGUACGCCCUGAUGGCGGUCUGCGCCUUGAUCCUCAUCAUACUGUUGCUCCUGCUUGUCCUGCCCUGCCGACGCAGAGACCGCUUCGGGGAGAUAACCGACGAGUCCUCGCUGGUGCGCCACCGCAUCAAGUGACUGAGAGGCAAGGGACGGGCGCACAGGGUGAACGGGCAGGGAGACAGGGAGCGCAGCCCAUGCACGGCGCUGGAGAAAGGGGUGAGGCCCGGCCUGCACCUGAAAGUGACACUCGGCUCUGAAUGUCUGACUGACUCUAAACUGCACACAGCAGUUUGCCCGACAGAGGUGGACACAGACAGAUCAACUGCCUCCUGAAGGGAAAAUCCACCCUAAAGCAGUUCUAUAAAAACAUCUGUUGGUGAUUAUUUAUGGUUCUAAUAUCUUGUUUUGUGGUGUAUCUUUCUUAUUCUCACUGAUGAUUGGUCAUAUGUAGACACUCUGACACAGACAUAAACAUCCAGGAUAGAAGAAGAACAGUAGGUGCAAUUUUCUCCAUCAGCUUUGAAAGUUCAGGCAUGUUCUCUUGCCUCUCAUUCUCUGAGCUGUCCAAAGGUUUUCUGGGGAAUGUAGGACAUCCUUAACACAAACAGAAACACUUAAUAAUUUCUGAUACACACUAAACAUCUCACCAGCAACAAUGUACAGCGACAUGAAAAUAGCCAAGGGUGGCGUUUGUGCCUUACAGACAAUCACAGGGCAGAGCGUGCUGAAAAACCACUGGUGCACUCUUGAACAAAUUAAACGUUUAUGAUUUCAUUUUCAGACAAACUGUAUUAUUAAUAUCUGAAGGCAUACAGCCUCCUGAAAUUAGCCUUUACAGUUGAAAAUCUGCUGAUUACAGAUGUGAAGGAAUGUUUCUAGUGCCUUCUUACACUUUGAAGUUAACCUCCAGUCUUCCAUGGAGUGAAUAUAUUUAUAUAUAUAUUUGUGCCUUUCUGUGGUGAACUUAAGAGGAAAAGCUGCUCAAACAAUCACUGUUAAUAGGAUGAAUAUUACUCGAAGAUACACAUGUUUACAGUGCCUUUAAGUCUCAGCUCACUGCCGACUCAAAUAGAGUAUCAACAGUUUGAGACUCACUCUGCUGAAUUGCACUUUGUUCCGGUCAAUCAAAAGUGUAAUGUAAAUCUGAAGAUCAAUAUUUUCUCAAUCUUUUAUUCAAUUUGUUGUAUUAAUGUAGUUUUACUAAUUCUGUAUAAGACGUCCAACUUUAUAUUGAAAUCUGAUUGAAUGUGAUUUAAGUAUUAUUCCAAAUCUUUGCUUUUUAAACACUAUAUGUUCGAUGGUACAAAUGCAUGUUGCACCUUUUGUACAAACACUAAAUUAGAAGCCAAAGGAGUUUUGAAACAUAGGAAACACUCUGGGUACCUGUGGACUACAGUGAGUUAUGUAACAAAGCCAACUGACCUGUUAGAAAUGAAGACGUGGUCUCUUUACACUAGUGACAGCUUCUUAUGUAGAAAUCCUGAGUGACGUGACUGAAGCUGCACCUAUAUGUCACUGCGUGCCAAAGUUUAAAGUUGUGUAAUUGUCAAAGUGAAGGUAAACUCGAGUCUUUGGUUGUUCCCUUAUUUAUACAUGUAUUUUUCUGUGCCAAAAUUGUACUUGUUCUGUAAACAAAAGAAGUUGUGACCAAAUCAAAGAUGUAAAUCAUUUUAAAUUAAUAAACAUUUCUUUUUUUGUGAAAA